AUGCUUGGCCGUUCAAAUGCUUACUUACCAAGCGAUCAAUAGCAUAUGGUUCCACAAGGCUACAGCUACGUUCCCUAAUCCUAAAUAAUGAUAAGAUAACAGCAACAAAGCUAAAUAGCAACUCCUCUAAACUAAGUCAAUCCCAGUUUCCAACUUUAAAAUUAAGAGGGUUUAGUCCAUCACAUCAAGUCCUCAUUUGGAAAUUUUUCAAACUGCGAUCUGAAUCAUGUCUCAAACAUUUGCUAAUGCCCAAUGUUAAACUAAGAGCAAAUGAGAGUGGAUGAUAGGUUCAAUGUUGACAGUUCAGAUGAGGAUUUGACUGAGUUGACGAAUCCCCAUUUAGUGAAUCUGGAUUUGGCUCUGGAUUCCACUGAUUAGAAUAAGCUAAAUUAUAAUAAUCGAUUUAAUAGUAAGUACGCUUCUAACGAGAGACUCAAAUUCGAUUUCAAAAGAAAUCCAGUGCCAUUUACAAUGCAAGAAGUUGUUAUUGAUGGCUGCAGAGUGUACAAAAAAAAGUUUAACAACCCUAGCACCAAAAGAAAAAACACAAUUCUAUAUUGUGGCAAGUGCUUGAGACCAUUUACGAAGAUAUGCAAUUUGAAAGAUCACUUAAGGAUUCAUACUGGCAAAAAGCCUUAUGUUUGCAAUGUUUGCACAGCAGACUUCAAGCAGAAGGGCUAGCUUACUAAGCAUGAGAAAAUUCACUAGCAGAGCGAUGAAAAUUCGGGCUAGAGAAUACGCCUCAGCUAUCAAAGAUCUAGAAGAUAUGUAGCAUCUCAAGAACCAGACGACGAUGACUUGCCCAGUUGUGACAAUGUUCUUAAGAUGCUAAAUUAUCAUACUGCUACGGAAAACAUUGGAGACAUCAUUAGGAAAGUAAAUGAGGGGAAUAUAGAUUCAGACUAAACGAUUAGCUAAGAUGAAGAAUUGCUCAUUCAACGAUAGUUUGAGAAAGCCUCUCAAGUUUAAACUAAAUAAGAUGAACUAUUUUAAAGCAAAACAACUAUAUUGAGAGAGGAAGAUGGCUCUUCUAGAGUUGUUAACCAAUCUCAAUGA
This is a messenger RNA of Stylonychia lemnae, 1056 nucleotides long. Lineage: Eukaryota; Ciliophora; Spirotrichea; Sporadotrichida; Oxytrichidae. The record is from the annotation of a GenBank genome assembly.